Messenger RNA from Chanos chanos (milkfish), 2318 nucleotides. RefSeq names its product threonyl-tRNA synthetase 2, mitochondrial (gene tars2). Gene Ontology annotation, molecular function: threonine-tRNA ligase activity; ATP binding. The transcript has 18 exons. The coding region runs from base 56 to 2143 and encodes 695 amino acids. Lineage: Eukaryota; Metazoa; Chordata; Actinopteri; Gonorynchiformes; Chanidae. Gene Ontology annotation, cellular component: mitochondrion; cytoplasm. The record is from RefSeq and is a predicted model, not a curated record. Gene Ontology annotation, biological process: threonyl-tRNA aminoacylation.
UGAGGGACAUUGGGUGAAGAUUAUGGGAUCGAGUUGUUGAUUUUACAAGUGUAAAAUGGUUGUGGCUGUACUCUUGAGAUGGCCGGUGUGUCAGGCGGCAGGACGAUCGGUCGUCCGGUGCAAACGACAUUACUGCAAGCUCCAGCCGUCUGCUGUUCUUUCGGAGCGUCUGCGUGUGUUUGAGUCUCUUAGAGAGAGACAGGAGAGGAGCAGAGCCAGGGAGACGGGGGGACGGGGCGGGGGUCUGACCAUCCGACUGUCCGACGGUAAGACGGUCAAAGGGUCAGCAGGGGUCACGACCCCACUCCUCAUCGCCCGUAACACACAUGUUAAAGGAGCAGUGGUGAGCAGAGUGAAUGGAGAGCUGUGGGAACUGGGGCGCCCUCUAGUGGAGGACUGUGAGCUGCAGCUGCUGGGAUUUGACUCUUUGGAGGGGAGGCAGGCAGUGUGGCGGACAGGUGCGUGUGUGUUGAGCAGUGUGAUGGAGUCUGUGUUUGGAGUUCAGGUGUGUCGGGAAGGCGUGUCAGACACAGGACUGUACUGUGAUUACCAACCUGACAACAGGUCUGUGUCUCUGGAGGAGGUAGAGGAGAGGUGUAAGGAGGUAACGUCUCAGAAGAUCACUAUCACAAGAUUGGAGCUGAGUCUACAGGAAGUCAGGGAGCUAUUUCAGGACAGCGCUUUGAGGCUGCAGCUGGCUGAGGAGCUGAUGACUGGACCAACGCUGAGUGUCUACAGAUUGGGGGACAGCAUAGGGGUGUGUACCGGACCCCUCCUCCCUCCCGCCGCUCAACUCAAAAGCUUUAAGAUGCUGCAGGUGUCUCCAGUGACUCUGUCCAGUGUGGAGGAGGUGUCAGAUGUGACGCGCAUGAUAGGUGUGUCAUUCCCAGGAGAGAGGGAGAGGGAGGAGUGGGAGAGAGAGCAGGAGGAGGCGAGGAGGAGAGACCACAGACGCAUCGGGAAGGAUCAAGAAUUGUUCUUCUUUAAUGAUGUUAGCCCUGGCAGCUGCUUCUUCUUCCCUAAAGGAGCCCAUAUCUACAACACACUCACAGACUUUAUAAAGAGCGAGUACCGGAGGCGUGGCUUCAGCGAGGUCGUGACGCCGACCCUGUUCAGCACGUCACUAUGGGAACGCUCCGGUCACUGGGAGCACUACAGCGAGAACAUGUUCACGGUGACCUGUGACCCCCACACCUUUGCUCUCAAACCUAUGAACUGCCCCGCCCACUGCGUGAUGUACGAACAGCGGGUGCGGUCGUGGCGUGAGCUGCCGAUCCGAUGGGCCGAUUUCGGUGCGCUUCACCGUAACGAACACUCGGGGGCGCUGGGCGGACUCACACGCGUCCGCCGCUUCUGUCAGGACGACGCCCACAUUUUCUGCACACCUGAUCAGCUGGAGGCUGAGAUUACGGCUUGUUUGGAGUUUGUGAGGAGUGUGUAUCGCGUGUUCGGCUUUUCUUUCCACUGUCUGCUCUCCACUCGUCCCACCCCCUGCCUGGGAGAGCCCGCCCUCUGGGAUACAGCAGAGCAGCAGUUGGAGAGUAGUUUGAGGCACUUUGGGGAGCGUUGGCAAUUGAACCCUGGUGACGGGGCCUUUUAUGGACCUAAAAUCGACAUUCAGAUCAGAGACGCGAUUGGUCGACAGCACCAGUGCGCCACCAUCCAGUUAGAUUUUCAGCUGCCAAUCAGAUUCAACCUGCAGUAUGUGGGAGUGAAUGGAGAGAUGUGUAGGCCUGUUAUGAUACACAGGGCUGUACUGGGAUCACUGGAGAGAAUGAUUGCUAUACUUGCUGAAAACUUUGGGGGAAAAUGGCCUCUGUGGCUGUCCCCAGUGCAGGUCAUGGUGUUGCCUAUAGGGGGCGAUCAUGAACAGUAUGCAGUGCAGGUGGUACAGAAACUAAAGGAAGCCGGCUUCAUGGCAGAUGUUGAUACUGACCAUGGUGCCACCUUAAAUAAGAAGAUCCGUUCAGCACAGCUGGCCCAAUAUAAUUAUAUAUUUGUUGUUGGAGAGAAGGAGCGAGUGAGUGGAACGGUCAGUGUACGGACGAGAGGAGGGAAGCAACUGGGUCAAAGGUCACUGGAGGAUGUGAUGUCAUCACUGACACUUCUCAGAGACAGCCGCAGCAAUCAGGAUGAAUUUUAAGCACACAAACAUUCACACACACACACACACACGCACAUUUACAAGCAAGCCCAAAGAAAUUACAGUUAGAGGCAGCAAUCAGCACAAAUUGUAAACACACACAUUUACAUCCACAGAUAAAAAGGCCUUCAGCAGCUGCUGUAAUCAAGGCAAAUUCUGAACGAACAAACACACA